UGAUGGGUCAGUUGAUAUCUCACGAAGGUACCAUUUAUUUCAGUGGAAUUGCAGGGCCUCUGGCACAGGUCACUGCUGCAUUUCCUUACUUUGUUCAUGCAAUGACCUCUGCUACAAAAAUGCUGAUAUCGAUUCCUGCUUUCUUCCAAUUUCAACGGUUUCUUUGACCACCAAAGGGACCUAGUGGUGACAUUGUUUUGUCAACUUUCUAAUGUCAAAAACACAAGAUGUCCUUGAGCCUUCCAGAAAAAUGUCUCUAUGACAACAGAGAAAACCUUGUCUACCCCGAAAUAGAAAUAGAAGAAUCUUUAUAGAAUUAUAGACCUUUCUUUGUUCUUUCUUUUGGUAUUUUUUACUGCGUACAAAACAACACUGCUCAGUUAAUGUGCUAUUUCAUCCCUUUUGACCAUUAUUUAUUAUUAGAAGCUCCUGAUGCUGCAUGAUGUUAAAUAUUCAAUGUUCCACACAUUGGUCAUAUACUCAGUCAUGUAAAUUGUGCCUACCGGUAGUAAUGGGAUGUAGUGUGACCUGUUACAUAAGCAGGAGUAUCCGUAGUAUCAACAUGGGGUCUUCCAUGACUUAUGCCUCCCCAUUUCCCCAUCUCUAUUCUCGUAAGGGCGGCCUUAAAAACGUCUCCAGGGAGGAAAUAUUGCCUGCAAGGUUAGCAGGACAUUCUAGGGUCCCCAGAAUGCUGUGAUAUACGAGGCAUGUAGGCAGCACGCGUGUGCCUAACGGAAGAGGAUCUUCUUUAACAAGUUGCUCUAAAAGGCUGGGAUUUAUGUUUUUCCUUCUUUUUUCAUCUGGCGUAUUGCAAGCUUUGGUCUUUUUUUUUUCUUAUUUUUACUUUUUAACACAAAGAGCGAUUUGUUUUGGCAUCAAAGCCGUGCUCCUGAGGAGUAACAUGAUGGCCAGCUUUGAGAGUUUAGUUUUGCUGUUUCUGCAGCAGCGCAGACAUUGUGGCUGAAAGGGUUACCGGGGUCUCUCCCUCCCUCCCUCUCGCUCUCCCUCUUUUUUUUCUUUUCCAUGUGCCUUGUGUUACAGUGGACUUCUCCGUCUCUCCCUCUCUGUUUUCCCUCCCCCAUUCUUCUCCUUACCCCUCCCCCAGCUAUGGAAAUGAACUCUGUGCUAUGGAUAUGAGGGUGAAGAUGAGGUUUUCAGCAAAUUUCCAGCCCUGCUUGCAAGACAGCCUCUUGGCCCGCUGCCCACAUUUUGCAAGUCCUUUCCAGCCAACCAGAAUUCCUGUCGGCAAUCACCUGACCCUGAAUUCCCAGACAAAGAAAUGUUCAUGCUUUCUUUUUUUAAGCGAUCUCUUCUACCCUGAGAGUGGGGGUGAAAAAAACUCAAGCCCCACACUGGAUUAUGAGGGUUGCGCGCUGGUGUGUAUGGGCAGAAAAAAAGUCCGAACUGAUGUCAGCAAUGAACGUGAUGAAGGAUCCAGAGGAGAAUGAAACAGAGACUCAGGUAGAAGACGUCUCAAUAAUCCAGCAGCCAUCCCCUUUAAAGCAGCAGCAGCAGCACACUCAGUCACAGCCUCAGUGUCAACAGCAGCCACAGCCGUCGCUGCCACAACAACAACAACAACAACAACAUCAGCAGCCGCCUCAGCAGCCUACUGACCCCGCUUCCCCCACUGUGGCCACGACCCCCGACCCCGUUGCCAUCGCCGACGGAGACAAGACGUCCCCUCAGCCCGCAGACACUGAGCCGGAGUACGAGGACAGUCGUGGUUUUGGCAUCGGCGAGCUGGUGUGGGGAAAGCUCCGAGGCUUCUCGUGGUGGCCGGGCCGUAUCGUGUCCUGGUGGAUGACGGGACGCAGCAGAGCUGCCGAAGGAACCAGAUGGGUGAUGUGGUUCGGAGAUGGAAAGUUCUCAGUGGUUUGUGUAGAGAAACUCAUGCCUUUAAGUUCCUUCAGUAAUGCCUUUCACCAGCCGACUUACAACAAGCAGCCCAUGUACAAGAAAGCCAUUUAUGAGGUGCUACAGGCGGCUAGCAGCCGAGCAGGAAAAUCCUUUACGGCCUGUCCAGACAGUGAUGAGACAGACACCUCGAAAUCAGUUGAAAUGCUGAACAAGCAGAUGAUUGACUGGGCUAUGACAGGAUUUCAACCCACUGGACCCAAGGCUUUAGAGCCUCCAGAAGAGGACCGUAACCCGUAUAAAGAGGUUUACCCUGAGAUGUGGGUGGAGCCUGAAGCUGCAGCGUAUACGCCUCCGCCGGCCAAAAAGCCUCGCAAAAGCACGGCAGAGAAGCCCAAGGUCAAGGAUGUCAUUGACGAGAGGACACGAGAACGGCUUGUUCAGGAAGUCAGACAGAAGUGCCGCAGCCUAGAAGACAUCUGUAUCUCCUGUGGAAGUCUGAAUGUGAGCCUGGAGCACCCGCUGUUUGCAGGAGGAAUGUGCCAGAGCUGUAAGAACUGCUUCCUAGAAUGUGCAUAUCAAUAUGACGACGACGGUUACCAGUCCUACUGCACUAUCUGCUGCGGAGGACGAGAGGUGCUCAUGUGUGGAAACCACAACUGCUGUCGGUGUUUCUGUGUGGAGUGUGUCGACCUCCUGGUGGGUCAGGGAGCGGCGCACGCAGCCAUCAAAGAGGACCCGUGGAACUGCUUCAUGUGCGGUCAGAAGGAUGCGUUCGGUCUCCUGGGCCGUCGCAGUGACUGGCCCAACCGGCUCCAGCACUUCUUUGCAAACAAUCAUGACCAGGAUUUUGAGACACCAAAUAUUUACCCCCCAGUUAUGGUGGAGAAGAGGAAGCCCAUUCGGGUCCUGUCGCUAUUUGACGGCAUAGCAACAGGGCUAUUGGUGCUGAAAGAACUUGGCAUCGAAGUGGAUCGCUAUAUAGCUUCUGAAGUGUGCGAAGACUCCAUCACUGUGGGCAUCGUCCGGCAUCAGGGUCGCAUCAUGUACGUCGGCGACGUGAGGAACGUUACGCGCAAACAUAUACAGGAGUGGGGUCCUUUUGACCUAGUUAUUGGUGGAAGUCCAUGCAAUGACCUCUCCAUAGUCAAUCCUGCUCGGAAAGGUCUUUUUGAGGGCACCGGUCGCCUGUUUUUUGAGUUUUACAGGCUGCUCCACGAGGCCCGGCCAAAGGAGGGGGAUAACCGGCCUUUCUUCUGGCUCUUUGAAAAUGUGGUUGCCAUGGGUGUCAGCGAUAAGAGGGACAUAUCUCGCUUUUUAGAGUGCAACCCGGUGAUGAUCGACGCCAAGGAAGUGUCUGCUGCCCACCGUGCCCGCUACUUCUGGGGUAACCUUCCUGGCAUGAACAGACCUUUGAGUGCUAUGUUCAAUGACAGGGUGGACCUCCAGGACUGUUUAGAACAUGGCAGAACGGCAAAGUUUGGCAAGGUGAGGACCAUCACCACCAGGUCUAAUUCAAUCAAGCAGGGCAAGGACCAGCACUUCCCUGUCUACAUGAACGAGAAGGAAGACAUCCUCUGGUGCACCGAGAUGGAGAGGAUCUUUGGCUUCCCAGUCCACUACACGGACGUGUCCAACAUGAGCCGACUGGCGAGGCAAAGGCUCCUGGGCCGAUCGUGGAGCGUACCGGUUAUCCGCCACCUGUUUGCCCCACUCAAAGAUUACUUUGCCUGUAACUGAGCAGCGAGAAACCCAUCUCGCAAACAUUUAGGAACUACAACUGUAUGAAAUAAGAGCCUUGAUCCUCAAAUUAUACUCUUGUAUAAUUUGCAAGCAAAACGUUGACGUAGAUUUCACAUUACUUCCUGUGUUUGAAUUGUAAUUCUUAUUCUAUUUAAUUUUGAUAUGUCAUUUACCUUUUAGCAGUGUUAUCAAGUAUUGUUGAAUUGUUUGUGCAGGCUAUACUUGAGACUAUGCUUUCUUCUCACGACACUGAGACAGAAAAGUGCUGAACACGCGUGUUUUGAACGAGACGGCAGUGCGACGGGAAAGACCCGACAGAUAGGAACGGGGUUUUCGAGAUAUGUGAAAUGCUUCUGCUGCGUGAGCGUACUGUACGUCUGUACCUGCAGUGCGGCCAUGCUUCCAGCUUCUGAGCCUGACGGAGAUGUGAAGAGAAAGAUAACUGUCUUCAGUGUCAGGGGAGCUGCCUCUCUAAGAAUCCAAAACACCAGAUCACAUAUACCUCUUUGUUUACAGUUUCUACACACAACUGAAGGUAAUAAAGGUACUACUGUAAUAUGGUUACAAUACCAUGGUGCUCCAAGGUGAUGAGGAACAUCAUGGCCCAUGUGGCACUCCAACUUUAGACAAUGCAGAGCUCUUUAACCUGUUUCUGGUAAAACCAAUGGGGUUUGAUGUUUUGUUCACUUUAAAGAAAAGUGACCGUAGAAUGCAAACUAGAGCAUGUGCUCUUUUCUGCUUUUCACGGCUUUUACCCAGUUUGUACCGUUGCUUAUUUAAUCUCUCAGCCUUGCCACACUCAGGCUCUCCUCACCCGCGUGGGCCAUGAUGUUUUCCGUCACUCAAAAAGAAAAAGAAAAAAAAAACUAAGAUUAACGUCUGUGAAACAAUUUUUUUCUAGUUUCAUCCUGAACAAUGAUAUUACUGUACAACUGGGUGGUUGCUAGAGGGAGGGAGGGGUGACCAGGCCGGGUAACUCUCCUCAUCAACUUCCACCUCUCUAAACUGAAAAACUGUCAGGUGCAAAUCCUCAACAAUAUGGUGCGGCUUCACACAGUUCUUCUACCUUUUUAUAGCAAUUCUGUGCUGUUUUAUUAACAUUAUAAAGCACUUUUAUAUGUAUCCUUUAUUUUUUUCCCUUGAUAUUUCAAAAACAAGUUAUUGGUUCUUGUGAAUUGUUUUUUUUGUUUUAUGAUGUGAACUGAUCUACCCUUGUGUAAUACUUUUUGUAUACAGUAGGGCUGUGCCAAUAGAAGUGAAAGAAUGGAUUUUGAUAUGUGAAACCAAUGUCAUUUGACUCAGUGUACAGUCGAUGGAUUGACAUUUGCAAACCCAAACCCCUUUCUCUUAGUCCAUCAUCAAUAUUUUUCCCUGUUGAAAGGCAGCGAUUGCGUGUGAUUCAACGCAGGGUCAAAGAAUGUCUAUUUCUUUUAAGAUUGUAAAAUGUAAGACAGAGUUAGAGAACUAUGUCAUGCGCUUUGUAUAAUAUUUUUGCCAUUUCCCUGGUAAAUCGUAGUCGCCAUGUUGACAAAUUUAAGUGCUGAUCCAAAUUUGGAUUGCUUUCACGAACACAAUUCUCUUGAUUGUAACCUCUGAGAUAAAUAUGGAGGAUUUAGGCAACAGUUUGUCAAAACGAAAAACUGACAGUGACAAGUGUUCGACGAAGAUGUCGGCACUCAAAGAGUAAAAAGGCCAAUAACAACAGAUGUUAUCGCUUAUCUAUAUCAUAUUUAAGAUUCUAAAUUCUAAAUUUAAUUUCUUAAUGUAAUUAAUUUCUUAAGUGACCUUAUUGCCAUAAUUUUUGUCCAUGCACAGUGGGCUCAAAAUGAGCUCUUGUGCUUUGUGAUACUUUUAACCAGAUGUUAUUUCCCCCUCCCCAUUUAAUACUUAACAUCCCCAUAUGUUUGUACAUUUUGUACAUAGAGUUUUCUGGUUGCUGUUUUCAAUUUGUUUUUAUCUUCAUUUUUUUUCAUCACGUAUGAGAUGUACAAAUAUAAUUCUUUGCUAAUAUAUAUCAUCAAAUUAGAAAAAAAAUCUUAGGUUGAAAAUAAAAAAUCAAGUGACAAAUUUGAUUCAAAACUUGCUUUGAGCAUUAGAUGUAGGGAGACUCCAAGUCGACUACUUUAUUGUACUGGUUGGUUUGUGUCCAGUGAAUACAGAUAUCAAUGUCAUGUGAUCUUUAUAGUGGCCUAUGGACAGCUUUAAGAUGAACGCUCUCGACUUCACUGCACAGCCCUACAUGGUGGUGUUAUUUUGCUUCUAUUUCCUUUUGUAAGACCUUAAAAAGAGGAAUUGUCAAUAUUUCUGAUGGUGCUAUACAUUUAAUCUAAACAAGAAGAAUAUAUUUGAUUGGAAGACAAAUUACUAUCUUGACAAUGACUGUUUUUAAGUUCCUCGUAGUAACGCAAAAUAAUUAUUUCACUCAUAUAAAUAUAUUAACAAAGGCAUUUUAACUUUGUACUUGAAAAAAUAAGGAUAACAAAUAAUGAAAGGUUUCCUAUAUUGUUUUAGAUUAGAGAUUGCUGUAGUUGGUGCUUAUCUGUGGGAUAAUUGUGUGAGAAAAAAAGACAGUAAUAACUUUUACUGUAGCAUAAUGUAUGCUUCAAACGCAUUGCUUCUUAAUCCUACAUUCCAUGCCAUAAUAUUCUCCAUGUCUGUUUUCAAAAUGUUGUUUUGAAUUGAUGUUUUUUGUCUUUUUUUGUAUCAGAAACAACAUUUGAGUUUUACUGUUCAAGGCAGGUCAAAUAUUCUAUAUUCUGUGAUACUGUUGACACUCUGUGACUUUCAUUCUGUCAUAACUGUUUAUGGCCGAUACGCUUUCCCCUGAAAACCAGUUCGUACAGCAAAUGUAGCAGUCAUUCUCCACUUUGACCGAACAUCCCAUACUUAAGUUUAGUGUCCAGAGAGAAGAUAGAGGCUCCGUAUGUACUUGUGCUGGAGAACACUUGAAUAAAUGUACUGUUUUUGUGCUAAAGUC
Molecule: messenger RNA, 6577 nt
Organism: Pungitius pungitius (ninespine stickleback)
Lineage: Eukaryota; Metazoa; Chordata; Actinopteri; Perciformes; Gasterosteidae
Gene: dnmt3ab
Product: DNA (cytosine-5-)-methyltransferase 3 alpha b
Exons: 18
Coding region: 1360-3597 (745 amino acids)
Biological process (GO): negative regulation of DNA-templated transcription
Cellular component (GO): nucleus; cytoplasm
Molecular function (GO): methyltransferase activity
Source: RefSeq, a predicted model, not a curated record